CGUCAGGUAGCUGCGUCGCAAUGCCAAACUGUUAUAUCUUUCUUGUUCCUUUGACAACAACACCAGCGUUUAACUGCCAAACCUUGUAAUCCGCCACUUUUGCUCUAUCCUUUCCUUCUUGUUCCUAACCAUUUUAAUAUUAUUAAAAAUAUCAAAAUCCAAACCAAACCAUUACCAACAUCAUGGCCGGAGACCCUCGCGCAUUACUGCUAAAGGCAGACAAGGCGCUCGCUGGCGCCUCGAGCGGAUUCAGUUUCUUUGGCGGCCGUGAAGAGAAAUAUAUGUCCGCCGCAGACUUGUACAUCGAAGCAGCGAACUCCUUCAGGAUCCAAAAGAUGAACCGCGAGGCCGGUCAAGCCUUCGAAAAGGCGGCUGCGGUGCAGAGCAAACAACUAAACGAACCAGACGAUGCCGCAAACACCUUGGUCGAUGCCUUCAAGGUUUACCGAAAGGAAAAUCCAGAAGAUGCAGUGCGGUGUCUCGAUGUCGCGGUGAACCAGUACUGCAAGAAGGGCAACUUUAGACGAGCCGCGCAGCAUAAGGAGAAUAUGGGUGAAGUAUUGGAGGUCGAGGUGGGCGAUACCAAGCGUGCGCUCGAGUGCUACGAGGCCGCUGCUAGUUGGUAUGAGGGAGACAAUGCUGCAGCUCUGGCGAACAAACUCUGGCUUAAGGUGGCAGAUAUUGCCGCCCUCGAAGGCGACUACUACAAGUCGAUCGAGCAAUACGAAAAAGUCGCAGCGGCCUCCAUAAACAACAACCUGAUGCGUUACUCGGUCAAGGAUUACUUCCUCAAGGCGGGCAUUUGCCAUCUAGCGACGGGCGAUAUGGUUGCUGCGAAUCGCGCGCUCGAGAAGUACCGAGAUCUAGACCCGACAUUCCCGAGCACCCGAGAACAUCAGUUGCUGGUAGACUUGGCGGGUGCUAUCGAAGCAGGGGACCAGGAUCAGUUCACGGACAAGCUCUUCCAAUACGACCAGAUGAGCAAGCUUGACAAGUGGAAGACUACCAUUCUUGUGCGCGUCAAGAGCAACAUUGAAGAAGCCGGUGAGGAUUUCUCAUGAGUAGGAUUGGGAAAGUUUGAGAAUAGGAAGAACAAGACUUUAUGAGAGAUGUCAAGCCAAACGAGUACGUUUGGAUGGGUGGACUGUGUGGGGGAUAUAGCUGUAAUGCCUGCGCCGUCUUGCAAAUCGCAAGACGGAGAAGAUCAAUUGAUUCCUGUGUUCAAUGUUGUUUCUACUUGGAAAGCUGGGCUACAGCGGACCUACCUACAGUACCUAGCUAUCUACUGACUGGGUAGCUACUAUCGUCGUGGUCGAAAGACAGCCAUGCAUGAGAUUGCUACCCUACUUACAACCUAAUAGUACUACAACUUAUUUGUGCAGUUUCCAUAGUAAUGAGUGACAUGAAAUACAUAUAGCAUUUUGCUUGUGGCUCCCCUG
This is a messenger RNA of Hypoxylon fragiforme, 1439 nucleotides long. RefSeq names its product TPR-like protein. Bases 183 to 1061 code for a protein of 292 amino acids. Gene Ontology annotation, molecular function: soluble NSF attachment protein activity; syntaxin binding. NCBI's taxonomy places the organism in Eukaryota, Fungi, Ascomycota, Sordariomycetes, Xylariales, Hypoxylaceae. Gene Ontology annotation, cellular component: vacuolar membrane; SNARE complex. The record is from RefSeq and is a predicted model, not a curated record. Gene Ontology annotation, biological process: SNARE complex disassembly; intracellular protein transport. The transcript has 3 exons.